UUGCGAGCUCGCCGCGCUGGGAUGCUGACUGACUGACUCACUAGUGCUGCCGCACUAGUUGUUCACUCGGAGCGCGAAGCAGCCGAGCACCUCCACAUCCCCGCCCGGCGUCCUCAGCAGCCUCAGGAACCCCCCCCCCCCCCACCGCCGUCCCCUCCCCGGUCGCCGACAUGAACCCUCAGUGUGCCCGCUGCGGGAAGGUUGCCUACCCGACGGAGAAAGUCAGCUGUUUGGACAAGAACUGGCACAAAGGCUGCUUCCACUGCGAGGUUUGCAAGAUGACCCUCAACAUGAAGAAUUACAAAGGUUACGACAAGAAGCCGUACUGCAACGCACAUUACCCCAAGACGUCUUUCACCACUGUGGCCGACACGCCCGAGAACCUGCGGCUCAGGCAGCAGAGCCAGCUACAGAGUCAGGUCAAGUACAAGAAAGAUUUCGAGGAGAGCAAAGGUCGCGGAUUCAGCAUCGUGUCCGACACGCCCGAGAUGCAACGACUGCGACGCACUCAGCAGCACAUCAGCGACGUACGUACCCGAUGGACAGACAUGCACGCGGAUGUGGAUGAGUGGAUGUGGUGCAGUUUUGUUGGUGAGCGCGCACACACACACACACACACGCGCGCACACACACACACAGAUUCUCCCAAGAGGACAAGAUGGAGGCGACAACGUCGUCUGAAGUGGAGCAUCUCAUGAAUUCGCUCUGCUGCGAACUAUGACCUCACUGCACGGCGCUUGGCAUGAAGAGGCGGAAAGGGAGGAAGAAGAGGAGGAAGCAGCUUGGGAGGAGGAGGAGGAUGAUGAUGACGAGGAGGAGGAGGACGAGGCCACAGAAUGGUGUCGGUGGGUGGAAGUUACGUAAGCGCUGUUUGCGCUUGCACGGAUGAAAGGCGCCACUCGACGCGGCUCUUGCAUAACGACGACAAGAAGAAGAAGAAGAAUUGGUUAAUUCCUCUAUGUCACACGUUAGGAAAUCACAGAGCUCAAGCGCCCGAGCCUGACAAGCCGCAUGAAGACCGGAUGAUUUGUCAUCGGAGAGUUCACGUGUCAAGUUCUUUGACAGCUCGAGUGGGCUCACUCCAGUUUUUGCUUUUGUAGGUUCAAAGGGGAGUUUGCAGAGUGAAAACUGCAAACAAGAUUUGAAUGUAGCAUGGCAUGCCAUUAUGAAAAGUGCGUAGUUGAGAUGAAUAGUCGCAGAGAACAAAUGCUUUCCAGCUUCAACUAAAUAGCAGCGUCUUGAAGCAAAAAACGAGGAAGCAAUUGUGAUGGUGAUUCAGGGUCAAGAAGAUGAAAACACGUUGCUUUCAGGGACCCACUCAAUAAGCAUUUGUUGUUGUCCGUGCGAACGUGUGUGUGGCGAAAGACGGGCCAUCUGCUGAUGGCUUUUUUUAGGAUGGUGUCACGUCAGGCGAAGGAAUUUUGGCCGGCGGCAUCCACACUGGCCGCCCUCGCUGCUUGCCAGCAGGGGGCGACGACUGUUGUUGCGGGAAUUAAAGUCAGCCCGCUUGCAAAAUAUCCCAUCGUUCAUCGCACCGAUACAGGAAAAUGUUUUUUUUCCUGUCAGCUGUAUAUCAACUCUAGUCUACUUUAUAAAAAUCCCUCUGAUGCGAUUCAAGUGUAUUCGAUGAAUCGUUUCAGGCCGGGAGUCAACGAUAUUGUCCACGAUGUGGACGUUCCGUUGUAGUGGUUAGGGAGUGUUCGACUUGGUCAACUAUGUAGUCCACCAUAUAAAAAUUCCCUUUCUGUGAUUAGCGAAUAUUCGAUUAAUUGUUUCAGCCUUAAAGUCGACUAUAUUGUCCGCGAUGUGAAAAUGUUUAUGCCAGGAGUCAAACACAUUGGCACUGAUGUCGGCUGCACGGUGACAGAUGGUCCAAGUGGCGUUUUCCUCAGCUGCCAUCUGACGCCCGACUUCGGCCCCAAAAUACGACGGCGGCGACGGCGCGGCACCGCGCUUGUGGCGCCGGCUUUGUUUUCAUGCGCUCUCGUUUUCAACUUACGUAGAGUGAGCCUCGAGUCAAGUGAAGGGCUCACCUCUACAACAACUGUUGAUCAAAUAUUAUUACAUUCAUUAGAAAUAAUACCGUAUUGUGAAUAAAUACCAUGAAUAGUUACUUUAGCAUAGUUUUUUUAUGGUUCAUUGAAAUGUUUUUGUUUUUUUACUUUUUUUCAUUGUUUUAUCUCAUUCAAUAAUAAUUUGGUCAUCAAUUUUUAAUGAUUUUACUUUUAAGUUAUUUUUUAGUAAUUGGUAAUUAAAUAAAAUUAUAUACAUUAUCCUACAUUUUAUAGCAUCAUUUAUUGUUUAAUUACUGUAAUAUAAAUUAUUUGUUGCAUUAAUUACGCUCUUUUUCCUAAAAAUCUAUAAACUAAAAAAACAAUGAAUAAUAUGUUAAAUGUAUUUUUAAUAAUAAAAUGCAAAAUAUCGCUAAACUAUUUUACGUGUACAUUUUGUGUUCUUAAUUUGAGUUAUCCAUCCAUUUCCUGAGCCGCUUCUCCUCACUAGGGUCGCGGGCGUGCUGGAGCCUAUCCCAGCUGUCAUCGGGCAGGAGGCGGGGGUACACCCUGAACUGGUUGCCAGCCAAUCGCAGGGCACAUACAAACAAACAACCAUUCGCAUUCACAGUCAACACCUACGGGCAAUUUAGAGUCUCCAAUUAAUGCAUGUUUUUGGGAUGUGGGAGGAAACCGGAGUGCCCGGAGAAAACCCACGCAGGCUCGGAGAGAACAUGCAAACUCCACACAGGCGGGGCCGGGGAUUGAACCCGGGUCCUCAGAACUGUGAGGCUGACGCUCUAACCAGUCGUCCACCAUGCCGCCUAAUUUGAGUUAUAUAAUUUAUUAUUUUGGAUGUAAUUAUAAAACUGAGAAAUGAACAUUUGAUUAUUUGAUAAAUAACAGUAAACCACUACUUUACUACUAAUUCAUUAGGUUGAUCAAAUAUAAUUAAAUUAAAAAAUAUAAUCAAUUGUUAAAGCAUGUAUUAUUUUAUUGAAGUAAACUAUUUUAUUUGUUGCAUUAAUUACAUGUUCCUCCUUAAAUUGGUUAUGCAAAUUAUAUACAUGAAUUUUUAUUCAUUUCCUAUUGAAUAGUAUGCUAAUUAAUAUAACCUAAAUAAUAAAAUAACAAUUGUUGCUAAACAAUAACAGAUACAUUUUACAUUUUUUAUUUGCUUUAUACAAUUUCUCACUUAAUAAUGAGUUAAUUACAAAUGUGAACAACAACAAAAAUGUUAUUCAAAUAACCACAUUUGAAGUAUUUUCCCGUUCAUUC
This is a messenger RNA of Phycodurus eques (leafy seadragon), 3269 nucleotides long. RefSeq names its product LIM zinc-binding domain-containing Nebulette-like. Gene Ontology annotation, molecular function: actin filament binding. NCBI's taxonomy places the organism in Eukaryota, Metazoa, Chordata, Actinopteri, Syngnathiformes, Syngnathidae. Gene Ontology annotation, cellular component: focal adhesion. Bases 171 to 698 code for a protein of 175 amino acids. The transcript is spliced from 6 exons. The record is from RefSeq and is a predicted model, not a curated record.